Molecule: messenger RNA, 10622 nt
Organism: Oncorhynchus masou masou (cherry salmon)
Lineage: Eukaryota; Metazoa; Chordata; Actinopteri; Salmoniformes; Salmonidae
Product: oocyte zinc finger protein XlCOF6.1-like
Exons: 8
Coding region: 3958-4371 (137 amino acids)
Biological process (GO): regulation of transcription by RNA polymerase II
Molecular function (GO): RNA polymerase II cis-regulatory region sequence-specific DNA binding; DNA-binding transcription factor activity; protein binding
Source: RefSeq, a predicted model, not a curated record
AAAACAUGAAAACACACAUGUUCAUUUUCCAUAUCUAAAAUGUGAUUCACAAAAAUGUUAUUCAUGUGAAAGCACAUUUAUUUUGGCACAUUUUAUUCUGACAAGGAAUCCAACUACGAUUUUCGAAAGAUCAAAACGAUCAUAAACUAACAACUUAAUUUCCAAGCCUAUCUGAUCAGAAUGGUAAAUGCUUGGAAGGGAAUACAUCCAGAUUCACAGUGUUUGUUGAUUAACAAAACAGAAUCACACGUUCUUUGGUUUGGAUGCGCUGUCAGUCACUUUAAUGUCUGAGAGAAUAGUAAGAGAAAGUCAAUAUGGGAAUGGGUGCUUGCUUUUUAUACUCAGGGCUAUAGCUGCAGUAACAGUAGGAAUUCUACAGAUAACUCUGAAUUACAGUAGAAGUUCAAUAUUACCAGAGUCGUGGGUAGACAAGGACCCAUUUCACGAACCUAAAGAAAUACAUAGUAGUGGUGUGUUAUUGUUGCAUGUCCAUGUCGUCUCUUGAUGUUGAUAUUUGUUGGGAUGUUUGGGGAUGUUGGUUAAUAUAUGGUUUAUAGUGUCAAGGCCUGUAGUUGGAUGCAGGGUGGUAUGGCUGCUGGCACCAAAUCUGUUAAGUGCUCAGAUACUGUUUGUUAUACAAUCAACAUAAAAAAAACUGCAACUUUUAAGAAUGAGAUGGGAGGCCAUGAUUGUAUAAAAAAAAGAAUAACAAUGAUAAAUUAUGUUACCUCCAUUAGCCAGCAUUGCCUCCCUGUCUAGACGUUCGUUGCUGCCUUGACCUGAAACAGCAUAACUAACAUCAGCACUUCCGUAGUUUCAACUGCAUUCACUAUGUACUUAAGGAAUAUACAAUAAAAUAACUGGCAAUACUUUUGAAUAACAUUACCAGAGUCAGUGCUGCUAGCGCCAUUCUUUAUCACUGGGAAAAUAUAAUAUUAUCACUCUUUAAUUAGAUACAGAUAUAAAGUAUUGAGUGUUAUAUAGGCCCAUAGCCUAUAGGCACAUAGCCGGGUAAAGAAGGUCUACUGAGGGUGCAGCAGAACCCAGAUUAAAAAUAAAUCACACAAAUUGUAGUUGGCCUUUAUUUGUGAGGCAUUUAUAAGUUAUAUUCUUGAAGGAUCAAUGGGUAUGGUAUGUAUAAUGAAUUUAUAAGUCCAAAAAUGCAUGUAGCAAUGACAGAUUUCCCCUUUAAUUGUGAACUGCUUUACAACGCUGAUAUUCUGCAUGAUCUCUACAGAUUGAAUCGAGCCCUUAGUUGUCACGCCCUGACCUUAGAGAGAUGUUUUAUUUCUCUAUUUGGUUAGGUCAGGGUGUGAUGUGGGGUGGGCAUUCUAUGUUUUGUUUUCUAUGUUUCUAUGUUUUGGCAGGGUAUGGUUUUCAGGGACAGCUGUCUAUCAUUGUCUCGGAUUGGGAAUCAUACUUAGGUAGCCCUUUUUCCCUCCUUCAGUGUGGGUAGUUAACUUUGUUUGUGGCACUUAGCACUGUAAGCUUCACGGUUGUUUUUCGUUUUUUUGUUUUGUUGGCGACAUUUUAAAUAAAAAGAGAAAUAUACACUCACCACGCUGUACUUUGGUCCACUUCCUUUGACGGCCGUAACAUUAGUGUUAAUGUCUAAAAAGGUGUCCAAUAAUUCAUUGCAAAGAGAUUUUUUUUUACCUCCGAAACAAAUCACAUGGGAAACUUGGUAACAUAUGAAUCUUAAUUCUUACAUCAACCCAUGAAACAAUAAGUAGUUUACAUGCACACUACUAAUUCGAUAUUAAACUGAUUAUGGCAGAAGGCCGAGUAUGGCAGUCAUGUAAACACUUUACUCUGCUUAUCUUAAUCGGCGUAAAAUCAUAAUCGAAGUAAAUAUACGCCGAUUAAAACACCUGGGUUUCUGAGCAAUCUUUCGAGCUAUGAGGACAUGUACAGCUUAAUCAGCGUUCCAGCUGUGUAUUUGAUUUGCGCAUGUGCAGAACCGGGUAGUGCAACCCCCCUCUAUUAUGCCCGAGUGAAGUGAAUGUUCCCUGAGACUGUGGUCUUGGGGAGAGCAGUUAGUGAUAUUCGUCAGUUUUAAGUAUUAAAGUAUCUGGAUUAGGCCAUAAAUGGAGGAGUUCCCAGAUAAGUAAGGCCUGUUCAUGUGGGUUUUUGACCUACGAUUUACCACAUACACCAGCACAAUUUACCGGAUACCAUGGGAUUUAUUUUGUUGGAUCUUUUCAAUUUGGUUUUAAAUUGGGUAUGCAGAAUGAUGGAAAUGCUUGAAAUGUCUGUGAAGGGUUUGUGAAGGACAGGGAAUGAAAAUGGAUAGGAAAUAUUUAAACGGUGUCGAAUGCCCUGUAUCCUGACUUUCUGGUGAGGCCUGAUCAAUCUCAUUAGAAAUGAUUGAAACAGGUGGGAUUGAAUUAUAAAAUGAUUAAGAAACACCAGUCUCUAUUCUAUUUUACCAUUAUUUAAUGAGAUACUAUUAUUUCCUUAUGGAGUCGUAAAUCUAAGUUGAUUGGUUAUUCAAUUUAAUUAUUUUUGAGUUAACAUGCAGUGUGGUUAGUUUUUGAAUCACAAUGUGAAACGUGGUCAAAGGGGUAAUUACCAGUUUCCUGGGGCUCUGGUCUUUGGGUAAGGACAAAAAUGUAUUUUGUUCAGUCUGCCUAUAGAAGGGAAAAUAUGUUAAUAAGAGUUGACAGUUACUCCAAAUUGAUUGUGAUGUGUAUUACUGAUUUCACGUUUGUUUUUGUUGCAAUACAAAUUUCUUUCUUGAAUCAGAAACUAAUUGAACUAAACUUUUGUUCUGAUCUGUCCUCGUGUCCUGAUCUGUUAUCAUGGAAGGUGAUGUCAGAUUGUGUCUUAAUGCGUGGUAGGAAUAAUUUGACCACAAACAGUGUGUGUGAACCUCAAAACCCUCCCUAACCGCCUGAAGAAAGAACGACAAAGGCGUUCAAUGCGAUAGUAACAACAUUCCUAUCUGAGUCCGAGCCAUUAACCUGGGUACGGGCGGAAGGACUGUGCCAUGAGUCCUGAGACCGCGCAUGUGGAGUGAGCAUGGAGAGAUAACAUUCAAACUGGUGGGAGAAAUGGACCAGACAGAAUGGUGGUAGAGGCUCAGCCAAACAGACAGCGAACACUUGACAGAUUCCAUGCAGUAGUUAUUCUCACUGCAGUCACUAUAGGGACAAUAACUGAAGGAGGCGAAAGUGACCGCAUGGAAUUGGACUACGGCGCAAAUUGGGGAUUUUGAGGUGGGCGUCAUGGGCAGUGUGAAAGCGGCACACGAGGAGCAGGAGAUAACUGAGAGCACGGGCUGAAUUCUGGAGAUUGAGUGUACAUCAAGAUACACCAGGAGGGGGUGUUGGGACAGCGUUGGUCUGGUCCACACACAGUACUCCUUACAGCACCUGCAAUGGUAAAGAUCGUCUCUCCUCAGUGGGUUCACCCUUCUCACGUGAAGUGAGGUCCAGCUGCAUAAUGGGUGAGCUUGAAGACGCAGUGACAGAGGAAGUGGAGCUAAAGAGAGAGAGAGAAAGAUUAGAUUCCACUAUAGACAUGCAGAUAGGUUGGGAGCUACUUUAACCACCAUAGUUGGGUUUGGUUAGUUGCCUUAUUGGUUAAUGCAUCAGAUGAAAGGAUAGAUGUUGGGGUAAUUGUACAUUGGACAACAUUCUGGAGGCAUUGAUGUGAAAGCAUGUACAGUGCUGGGUUACCUCAAGAGGAUGUAGCGUUGAUUAAGGAUACGCAUUUGCCUAUUAGGUGACGUGCCUAUCAGGUGGCAAUGGAGGAGGAAGGAGAUGGGGAACAAAGUGAAAAUGACAUGGCUUGGGAACACCGCUUGUAUCCUGUGGUCUGACGGGGAAGACUGGGCGAAAGCAUGAGGAGGGUUUUUAGGGCUUUCAUUUUUGCCAAACUCAGCAGAAAAGUAUCCUGAAGGCAUAAUCAGUCUUGUGCUGUCACUCCCUUAGGAACCAGAAGGAUAAAGUUGAAAUGGAAGAAGUCAACAGCUCCAGCGGACACGUUAUUAUCAGUGUUAUACGAGAAAUGGAAAAAAAGAUUGUGCUUGAGACAGUCCCAGAGCUUCUGAACCUAAAGACCAGUGAAGUCUCCACAGAGAGCUUCAGGGUCACCUGGGAACACUCAGCCCAAGACGUGGUCCUCUACAGACUCACCUGGACCCCAACCAGAGGAGGAGACACUAAAGAGAUGCUGGUGAAUGGUAACAUGAACACCUACCUUCUAACUGGACUGAUUCCCAACACUGAAUACAAGGUGGCCGUGUCCUCCACCUUCAGAGACAAGUUCGAAAGUGACGACGUGACCAUCAAAGAGUCAACAGCUAUCUUCCUGGUGAUUCUCAUCUAUAGAUUGGAAUGUCCACAGUGCAAGGUGUCCUACAUUUGACAGACAAAGAGAUGCCUUCAAGACCGUUUAGCGGAACACAAGUAUGCCAGCCAUACGGGUAGGCAAUGAAGACUACCCAAUGGCAAGGCUCUACAAGUCCUUACACCAUGGCAACCCUGCCUCCCUACAAGCUAUGGGUUUUGAUCAUGUUCCGGUCUCAAUUAGAAAAGGGAAAACUUUGGGAUUUACAAGCUACAGGCCACUAAGUACCCUGGUUUAAAUGAAGAUCUGGAUUUCUCACCUUUCUUGUAGGGUUGUGAUAGGUCCAUUUGCUGUCAUCUAGUGGACAUUUUGCUCAAUUUCCCUCAGCUAUGUUAAUACUGUUGUUCAUGUUUUGCUGUGUUCUAGUGUACUAUGGAAUAUAUUGCUUUCUUAUUCUUGACACUUCUCCCAGUCAUAUUUAAGGUUAGAACUACCUUUCCAGGCAUUCUGAUACUUCUAGCUUGGAGUUGAUUUUUUUGAUAACACAGUUACAUUAUUUCACUUUUUAUUGUGUAUAGUAUUGCUUACUAGGUGUGUCCAAUCAAUUUUGUAACCACUCCCUCUUCUAAUUAUGGCUAAUUGGAAGAGAUGUUCAAAAGAGGACAUGUAUUAUAUCUUUGUACUCCCUGACGAAGGCCAUGCAGCCGAAAUGCGUCUAUUGAACUUUCUUUUUAUUGAACAUGCCAUACAAAUAAAGGCAUUUUAAUUAAUUAUGUGAAGAGUGCCUUGGUCCUCCUUUCUUUUUGAUGACCAAUUUACCCCUUUUACCAAAGAGCACCUUCUGUCUACCAAAAUGUACUAUUGUAACCUUAGUUGCACUUCCCUUCCUCCUCUUGCAACAUGUAAAGUGUUGGUCCCAUGUUUCGUGAGCUGAAAUACAAUAUCCCUGAAAUUUUCCAUACGCACGAAAAGCCUAUUUCUCUGAAAUGUUGUGCACAAAUUUGUUUACAACCCUGUUUGUGAGCAUUUCUUCUUUGCAUCCACCUGACAAGUGUGGCAUAUCAAGAAGCUGAUUAAACAGCGUGAUCAUUACACAGGUGCACCUUGUGCUGGGUACAAUAAAAGGGCACUCUAAAAUGUGCAGUUUUGUCACACAGCAUAAUGCCACAGAUGUCUCAAGUUUAUAGGGAGCAUACAAUUGGCAUGCAGACUGCAGGAUUGUCCAUCAGAGCUGUUGCCAGAGAAUUGAAUGUUAAUUUCUGUACCAUAAGCCGCCUCCAAUGUCAUUUUUGAGAAUUUGUCAGUACAUCCAACCGGCCUCAUAACAGCUGACCAUGUAACCACGCCAACUCAGGACCUCCACAUCCGGCUUCUUCACCUGCAGGAUUGUCUGAGACCAGCCACCCUGGCUGCUGAUGAAACUGAGGAGUAUUUCUGUCUGUAAUAAAGAAAGUCCUUUUGUGGGGGAAAACUCAUUCUGAUUGGCCUGCGAGGGCAUAGGCCCACCCAUGUCUGUGACCCUGCCCAGUCAUGUGAAAUCCAUAGAUUUGGGCCUAAUGUUUUUUUUUUCAAUUGACUAAUUGACUAAUUUUCGUAUAUGAACUGUAACUCAGUAAAAUCGUUGAAAUUGUUGUGUUUAUAUUUUUAUUCAGUAGAAAUUAUUGCUUUUUGCGCCAUAUGUAGUUCUCUGUAGUAAAACUGCAUCCACCCGGGGGCGCUAAUUUGUGUUUCUGGGUUCGCCUACCCACUCAUUAGAACGGAAGAAGAAGACAACACGGAAGUAGAACUGGGAGAGCGAGUUUCUUUUUUAACAUUCCUUCCUCGUAGACGAAUUGUAGACUACAUAGGUGAAUACAACCUGAGAGGAACAGGCUCUUUUGACAAUAAUAAUACCACAAGUCUACUAACAAUGUCUAAAUUACAGUCUUUGAAUUCGUUUCUUUCUGAGUGUUUGACUGCGGCGACAGUGGAGAUUUUGGGGGCAGUUGAGAAAGUCGUAACUGAGUACCAGGAUGAGAUCUCACGAUCUAAAGAGGAGAAUGAUCGUCUACGGAGACAACUUGGCAUUACACCGGGUAUAAAACUAUGUACCAUAGACUCCCAGCAGCUCUCUCUCCCUGUCUCUGAAGAGGAGUUUCCCCCUGAGCAAAAACACUGUGAGCAGGAGUGGUGCCCUAGUCUGGGACAAGAGGAACCAGGGCACAUACUGAUUAAAGAGGAACUGAGGACCAGCCAGGACGAAGAGCAGUUUCAAGGGCCGGAGGGUAAUACCAUAGAUUUUAUAUUUAGUUCUCCCCGUGUGAAAAGUGAAUGGGAUCAGGAAGCCAUCAGCCACUGCUCAGCUGUAAUUAGUGACCAAGUAAACAGUCCACCAUUGGAUCCCGAACCAACAUUGGGGGCAUACUGUUCUAAACUCAGUACCAUGUCUAAAAAAUCUCACUGCGGCAAAGUGUUUGCUCUAAAAGCUGACCUUCAGAGGCAUGUGACUCUCGCCAGGGAAAGACCCGUUGAAUGCCCCUACAACUCCACCAGUAAACUGAAGGCCCAUGUCCCACUCUGUCACGGUGGGAACCCCUGCCUUGUUUGUGGCAAGACCUUUAAAAACAGAGCACAUCUAUCCCAGCACAUGAGGAUUCAUACACGGGAGAGGCCAUUUAGCUGUGGUGACUGUGGGAAAUGCUUCUAUAGCGAGGGGCUGCUGAAUGUGCAUAUACAGACUCAUAAAGGAGAGAAAGCAUUUAGCUGUGGAUACUGCGGGAAAAGCUUCUAUCAGAAGGGGAACCUAACCCAACAUGUACGUACUCACACAGGAGAGAGACCAUUUAGCUGUGGUAGCUGCGGAAAGAAAUUCAGUCGAAAAACACAUCUGAACAGGCAUAUACUGACUCACACAGGUAAAAAACAGCAUGGCUGUUCCGUGUGCGGUAGAAGAUUCACUGGGAAUGCUUACCUGCUGAAACAUGUGGAUAAAGUCCACAAAUGACAAAAACAGAACCAAAACAUAAUGGCGAAAGACAGUGAGGACACGGACAUCUUACGUCAGAAGAUGGGACUAAAAAUGCGGAUGUGGACAAAACUCGAAAGGAAAGCAACACCACACUGGAUCAUUCAUGCUGUUGGUUCCAAAUGCAUAGAUAUAGACUGUUUAAACAUGAGCCUGUUAACAAUUAGAUUGUUUUGGAACGUCUGAGCCACGGUGAAGAGAAAAUGAUCAGACUGAUGUUAAUACAGAAAGAAUUUUCUGGAAAGUUAUCGUUGAAUUUGAGUGUUUCUCUAUCCAAUUUGACCUGAUGGUCUAUUCUGACCUAAUGCUGCUCAUCCAUGCAGCAACCUUAAAGUUGAAAUCCGUUGUGGUGAAACUUCCACGUCCGUUUGUGAUAUAACAACAAAGAUUGCUUCAAAAAACAGUUUUAUGUUUUUCUCUGACAUCAUUGCAGAGUAUAGAACAGCAGAGUAUGUACAGUGGGGCAAAAAAGUAUUUAGUCAGCCACCAAUUGUGCAAGUUCUCCCACUUAAAAAGAUGAGGCCUGUAAUUUUCAUAAUAGGUACACUUCAACUAUGACAGACAAAAUGGGGGGAUAAAAUCCAGAUAAUCACAUUGUAGGAUUUUUAUGAAUUUAUUUGUAAAUUAUUGUGGAAAAUAAGUAUUUGGUCAAUAACAAAAGUUUCUCAAUACUUUGUUAUAUACCCUUUGUUGGCAAUGACAGAGGUCAAACGUUUUCUGUAAGUCUUCACUUUUUUGCCCCACUGUACUACUUAUUUUCUUAUUAUUAUUCUUAAAAAAACAAAAACAAAAAGAUAACAAAUGUGCCUGGGGUAAUCAAUGGUGCUGUUUUUUGAGGAUUUCAGCUUUAACCCAACAUUAGCUUUAACCCAAAAUCUAUUCAUAUACACCCCCAGGAAAAUGACACCUUUUAAAAUAAACAUUUACAAUAAUCUGACAAGCGAGCACUUAGAUAUGAUAAUUCAUAGAAUGUUUGGGAUGUAUAGUACUGCUUUUGUGAAAAUUCUAUAGCAAUAUAGAGUGGGAAAGCGGCUGAUAUUUAAUAGACACUGCAGUAAACAAAACAUCUGUCUAGGACCAGAGUUUACGCAGACCGGUGCGUCAUAGCCAAUCAGAGCUAUAGUAAGCCUAUAUGCAAAUAUGUCGUUUGCCACACGGGCCUGCCAUCCGUAACUUUGAACUGGACUGUGUUUACAUAUAAUAGCAACAGUGUGACUUCAGAUCAUUAGAACGUAUUCUCCCAAAAGCCUCAAAAUACACCUGAAUGGAUUUCUGCAAACAUGUAAAUACCACGGGAGUCCUCUUCCAUUUGGGAACUUCACAGUCCUAUUGAUAAAACAACCAUGAAAAGGUAGGCUGUCUCUCCCUCAGUUGCCGAUGCACAUCAACAACAACAAAAUCAACAUCUAAUGCUAUUGUUAGCGAGAUAAGCUAAAAUCUAACGAGGACACCUUAGAUAAACCCUCUCAAACCUGUUAAGCUAGUUGGCCAUCCAAAUUCCACUGAAACGAUGGGGAAUAGUAGCCUGCUCGUCCUUCUGCAGCUUGCCUGCCAAUGCACGCUUGUUCCAAACCGGGUUUUGACAUCUGAAUGGGAAUUUGCCCGUCUGCCCUCCCAUUUGAUCGACGCCAAAUACGUCAUUUGGGAGAUUUAGGAGAUAUGCUAACUGUGGAUAAGUUCAAGUUCAGCUCUGCUAGCUAGAAAAGCAAUUUCAAAUGUUUUGAAUAACACCUGCAUCUCUAGCUGUAGCCAAUGAAAAACAAAGAGGGGGAAAAAGUCAGUCACUCACCCACUCCUCCAAUGACAAGACAUCCUCUCAGCAGCUAGCUGGUUAACGUUAGCCUCUGUGUUUUUAGCUUGCUAAAUAAAUAGCUAGCUACAUAAAUGCACUGAACAAAAAUAUAAAUGCAACAUGCAACAAUUUCAAAGAUUUGACUGAGUUAUAGUUAAUAUAAUGAAAUCAGUCAAUUGAAAUAAAUAUAUUAGGUCCUAAUCUAUGGAUUUCACGACUGGAAAUACUAAUAUGCGUCCGUUGGUCACAAAUACCUUUUAAAAAAACAAGUAGGGGUGUGGAUCAGAACACCAGUCAGUAUCUGGUGUGACCACCAUUUGCCUCAUGCAGCGUGACACCUGCGAAGUUUCUGGAUAUUGGCAGGAACUGGAACACACUGUUGUGCACGUCGAUCCAGAGCAUCCCAAACAUGAUCAAUGGGUGACAUGUUUGCUGAGUUUGCAGGCCAUGGAAGAACUGGGAGGUUUUCAGCUUCCAGGAAUUGUGUACAGAUCCUUGCGACAUGGGGCAGUGCAUUAUCAUUGUAAAAGAUGAGGUGAUGGCGGCCUUGGGACUCUUGUCACGGUAUCUCUGCAUUAAAAUUGCCAUCGAUAAAAUUGGAUUUGUUGUCCGUAGCUAAUGCCUAUCCCUGCCCAUACUAUAACUCUGUCACCAUGGGGCACUCUAUUCACAAUGUUGACAUCAGCAAACCACUCACCAACACGACGCCAUACACGCUGCUUGCCAUCGGUACAGUUGAAACCGGGAUUAAUCUGUGAAAAGCAAACUUCUCCAGCUUGCCAGUGGCCAUCAAAUGUGAGAAUUUGCCAACUGGUUACGUCACCAAACUGCUGUCAGGUCCAGACUGGUGAGAACUACCAGCGCGCAGAUGAGUUUCCCUGCAAACCCACAGUUUCCCCAGCUGUCCAGGUGGCUGCUCUCAGAUGAUCCCGCAGGUGAAGAAGCCGGAUGUGGAGGUCCUUUGCUGGUGUGGUUACCUGUGGUUGUGAGGCCGUUGGACAUAAUGCCAAAUUCUCUAAAACGACGGAGGAUACUUAUGGUAGAGAAAUUAACAUUAAAUUCUCUGGCAACAGCUCUGGUGGACAUUCCUGUAGUCAGCAUGCCAAUUGCAUGCUCCCUCAACUUGAGACAUCUGUGUUAUUGUGUUGUGGACUUUUAUUGUCCCCAGCACAAGGUGCACCUUUGUAAUGAUCAUGCUGUUUAAUCAGCUUCUUGAUAUGCAACACCUGUCAGGUGGAUUGAUAAUUUUGGCAAAGGAGAAAUGUUCGCUAACAGUGAUGUAAACAUUUGAGAAAAAUAAUAUUUUUGUGCAUAUGGAACAUUUUUUUAUUUUUUUUAUUUCAGCUAAUGAAAAAUGGGACCCACACAUUACAUGUUGUGUUUAUAUUUUUGUUCAGUAUAGAUACGCUAGCCCUAGGGUGUCAAACUGAAUCGGCAACAGAAUAAAUAUGGCCCUUUAUAAUGCCAAUUUAUGUACAUAGGAGGCUGCUGUAUAUAGCAUUUGAACAUAUUUAAAUAAAAUAUGAAAUUAUA